This is a messenger RNA of Helianthus annuus (common sunflower), 1047 nucleotides long. RefSeq names its product secretory carrier-associated membrane protein 3-like. Gene Ontology annotation, cellular component: trans-Golgi network membrane; recycling endosome membrane. Gene Ontology annotation, biological process: protein transport. The transcript is spliced from 11 exons. Bases 50 to 883 code for a protein of 277 amino acids. The record is from RefSeq and is a predicted model, not a curated record. NCBI's taxonomy places the organism in Eukaryota, Viridiplantae, Streptophyta, Magnoliopsida, Asterales, Asteraceae.
UAUUAACAACUUCCGACAAUACAGGGUUCCCGACUUCAUAACUUCAGCAAUGGCCAACCAUCAUGAUCGGAAUCCGUUUGCGCAUGACGAUGAUAUCAAUCCUUUUUCUAACCAUCACGGGAUCCCACCAAACUCCAGGCUAUCGACUCUUGCUCAUGAACCUGCAGUUUACGGUCAUGUCACAGCUAACAAUUCUCUUGAUACACCUGCGAAAUUGAAGAAGAAGCAAAAGGAGUUGGAAGCUAAAGAAGCCGAACUGAAUCAGAGGGAAGAGAUUCUAAGACGAAAAGAAGAGGCAUUAGCAAGAUCUGGUGCUGUCAUUGACAAUAAUAAUUGGCCUUCAUUUUACCCGUUGGUUCAUCAUGAUAUUGCUGGAGAUAUACCAAUCCAUCUUCAGAGAAUACAAUAUGUUGCAUAUGCGACAUUAUUAGGUGUGCCGAUUUCACUUUUCUGGAAUCUUAUAACAAGUAUAGCAAUAUUUGUGAGUGAUACAGCGGGAGUCUAUAUAUUCUUUUCGAUCAUCUACUUUCUAUUGGGUCCUCCUGGAGCCUUUUACUUUUGGUACCGUCCACUCUAUCGUGCUUUCAGGAAAAAUAAUGGCAUGAACUUUGGUUGUUUUUUCUUCAACUAUGCAUAUCACAUUGUGUUCUUUGGCUUUGCGGCGAUUGGUCCUCGUAUUCUAUUUUCCGGACUACAUUUCGCGGGGUUCUUGAAUGCAAUGGAACUCAUAAGUAAACAUCCCGCACUUGGGAUAAUGAGCUUCAUUGGGUUUGGAUUCUUUGCGACUGAGUUAGUUCUAAGCAUAUGGGUCAUGCAAAAGGUUUAUCGAGUAUUCCGAGGCAAUGAUAAAGCAACUACCGCACCAAUAUCAAUAGCCCUUUGAGCAAAGAUGAAUAGUCAGAAUAGUAGCUCUCAACUACAACAUCUUUGCAAAAUAAUGUUUGUUACCAUUUUUGAUUCAUGGUUCGUUGGUCAUUUCAAAAUCAUUAGUUACUUGUAAAAAACACGAAUAUCAUUUGUGUUUCUUUUAUUUAUUUUUGUUAUAAU